AUGAUCGUUAGAAUUAAGUACGUUACUUUUCAUGAAAAUGAGAAGAUAGAAUCGUUAGUAGUUUGGGCUCUCAGUACUUAUCCAGUAGAGCAAGAAGAUUAUGAUAUCGAAAUGUCUUUGUUCGUGCCCUUAAAAUUGGAUGAAAGGGAUCUGGAGACCCAGGUGGUUUUUGAAAAGGAUAGUUUUUUUGUGUUGGUGGCAAAAUUAUUCCUGGGUUUUAUGGAGAUGAUUGUUUCUUCUUCCACGCAUGUGUCUAUUUUCAAUAAGAUUGUCGAGUUGAAUAAAUGUCCUUUGAAGGUAUCUCUAGUUGGGAUUUCUCAAGAGUUGCCUUGCGAGGUUAAAGAUGAUUAUGUUAUUAAAACUUUAGUGUUUGAUUUUUCGGGUCAGGAGUAUAAUUUUAUAAUGAAAGUUGUUUUUUCUUAUUAUAAUUUGCGUUUAACUCGAGUUAAGGAUACAAUUCGUCCUCAAGAAUUGUUGAUUUUUGUUGUUGGUCAAUUGGAGAUUAUCAAAAAUGAAUUUUACAUAUAUGCUAAAGAUAUUAACUAUGUUGAUACUCGAUUUAGUAGUAAGAAGAAAUUUUUUGAUAGGGACAUAUCUUGUAAUUCUUCAUUAUCUAAAAGUUCGAUUCGUUCUAAGCUUUUGGUUACUCAUAAAAAUAUUGUUGGUGAUUCUGAAGAAAAGUUAGAUGAUGGAAUUCAGGGUGGUUCAAAUAAUUUUGUUGAUAGUUCUGAUUUUAAUUUUGCAGGUUGUUCUAGUUCAGUAAAACGUGCAAGAGUUGAAGAAUAUGAUGAGUCUUCCUAUGAAUAUUUCAUGAAUGUUAAAAAUGAAUCUUGUUUAAACAGUGAUGAUUUUUUUUCUGGUUGCGUUCAAGAAGGUGGUGAAGAAUCUGGUAAAAAUAGUAAGAGUAAGAAAAAUGCUUCUCUUAGUAAAGAUAAAGAGCCUGUAGUAAGGUCUUUGCAUAGUAAUUCGAGUGUACGUUGA
Dentiscutata erythropus is the source of this 981-nucleotide messenger RNA. NCBI's taxonomy places the organism in Eukaryota, Fungi, Glomeromycota, Glomeromycetes, Diversisporales, Gigasporaceae. The record is from the annotation of a GenBank genome assembly.